AUAUAUUUCCAAGAAGAGGGUCUCACAGAUGAGUCAGAAAUUCUCAGAUUCCUACAAAACGGAACUCUUGUUGGCCUUCUACCUGUACCUCAUCCAAUUCUCAUCCGAAAAUACCAGGCAAAUGCUGGGUCUGCAGUCUGGUUCCGCAAUUACUUGUGGGGCGUCAUAUAUCUCAGGGAUUCUUGAUUAUUUAUUGUUUAUAAGUAGGUCUUCAAGUGUAUCAGCAGAUAUUAUAUGA
Messenger RNA from Protopolystoma xenopodis, 238 nucleotides. The record is from the annotation of a GenBank genome assembly. NCBI's taxonomy places the organism in Eukaryota, Metazoa, Platyhelminthes, Monogenea, Polystomatidea, Polystomatidae.